AUGAAUCUUAUACUGAAGCUUCGCAGGAGUUUCCGGACCCUGGUGGUGCUCCUAGCUGCCUUCUGCGUGGCGAGCAUUGUCAUUUCCGCCUACUUCCUCUACUCGGGCGACAAGCAGGAGAUGGCGCUCGUGGAAACCACCGCAAAAGCAGAAUGUGCUGAUGUCCGAGCGCUCCCCUACCGCUCCCUGGAGCUGAAAACAGCCAGGCCCAUCGACACCUCGCACACCGAGCCCACGGUCCUCCUUUUCGUGGAGAGUCAGUACUCCCAGCUCGGCCAGGACAUCGUCGCGAUCCUGGAGUCCAGCCGAUUCCCCUACCACAUGGUCAUUGCACCAGGCAAGGGCGACCUCCCGCCCCUCACAGACAGUGGCAGAGGGAAAUACGUCCUGGUCAUCUAUGAAAACAUCCUCAAGUACGUUGGCAUGGACUCGUGGAACCGAGAGCUCCUAGAAAAAUACUGUGUGGAAUACAGUGUCAGCAUGAUCGGUUUUCAUAAAGCCACGGAGAACAGCUCGCCCCGGACGCAGCUGAAGGGCUUCCCGCUGAGCCUCCUGAACAACCUGGCGCUGAAGGACUGCCUCGUGAACCCGCAGGCCCCGCUGCUGCGCAUCACCAAGGCGCCCAGGGUGCAGCAGGGCCCGCUGCCCGGCGACGACUGGACCGCCUUCCAGUCCAACCACUCCACCUACCAGCCCGUGCUCCUGACCACGCUGCAGGCGGGGCCGGGCUUGGGGACGGGCGCCCCCCCCCUGCCCAGCAAACCGCUCUACGCCACGGUGGUCCAGGACCUGGGCCUGCACGACGGCAUCCAGCGAGUUCUGUUUGGCAACAACUUGAACUUCUGGCUACACAAACUCAUCUUCGUAGACGCCGUUUCCUUCUUGUCGGGGAAGCGGCUGACCUUGUCCUUGGACAGGUACAUCCUCGUGGACAUUGACGACAUCUUCGUGGGGAAGGAGGGAACACGGAUGAAUGUCAAAGAUGUGAAGGCCUUACUAGAGACUCAAAAUUUACUGCGCACUCAGGUUGCAAAUUUUACCUUCAACCUUGGAUUUUCAGGGAAGUUUUACCACACAGGGACCGAGGAGGAAGACAAAGGCGACGACCGCCUGCUGGGGUCCGUGGCCGAGUUCUGGUGGUUCCCGCACAUGUGGAGCCACAUGCAGCCCCACCUCUUCCACAACGAGUCCUCGCUGGUGGAGCAGAUGAUUCUCAACAAGGAGUUCGCGCUGGAGCACGGGAUACCCAUCGACAUGGGCUACGCGGUGGCCCCGCACCACUCGGGCGUCUACCCGGUGCACAUGCAGCUUUACACAGCCUGGAAGAAGGUCUGGGGCAUCCAGGUGACCAGCACCGAGGAGUACCCGCACCUGAAGCCCGCCCGGCACCGCAAGGGCUUCAUCCACGACGGCAUCAUGGUCCUCCCUCGGCAGACCUGCGGGCUCUUCACCCACACUAUUUUCUACAAAGAGUACCCCGGAGGACCCCAAGAGCUGGAUAAGAGCAUCUGCGGAGGCGAGCUAUUCCUCACCGUCCUCCUGAACCCAAUCAGCAUUUUCAUGACCCACUUAUCAAACUAUGGGAAUGACCGCCUAGGGUCAUACACCUUCGUGAACCUGGCCAACUUCGUGCAGAGCUGGACCAACCUGAGGCUACAGACUCUGCCCCCUGUGCAGCUGGCCCGCAAGUAUUUUGAGCUCUUCCCGGAGCAGAGAGACCCUCUCUGGCAGAACCCCUGUGACGACAGGCGGCACAAGGACAUCUGGUCCAGGGAGAAGACGUGCGACCACUUACCAAAAUUCCUCGUCAUCGGGCCACAGAAAACAGGAACAACGGCCCUGUACCUGUUUCUCCUGAUGCACCCGUCCAUCGUCGGCAGCCUGCCCAGCCCCCGGACCUUUGAGGAGGUGCAGUUUUUUAAUGGAAACAACUACCACAAGGGGAUAGACUGGUAUAUGGACUUUUUCCCAACGCCAUCCAACAUCACCAGCGACUUUCUGUUUGAAAAGAGCGCUAACUACUUCCACUCAGAAGAGGCACCCAGGCGAGCUGCCUCCCUGGUCCCCAAGGCCAAGAUCAUCACCAUCCUCAUCGACCCCUCUGACAGGGCAUACUCCUGGUACCAGCAUCAGCGGUCACAUGAAGACCCAGCCGCCCUGAGGUUCAAUUUCUAUGAAGUGAUUACAAUGGGGCAGUGGGCCCCACCCGACCUGAAGACUCUGCAGAGACGAUGCCUAGUGCCGGGGUGGUACGCGGUCCACAUAGAACGGUGGCUGGCUCACUUUGCGACCUCUCAGUUGCUCAUUGUUGAUGGACAGCAGCUGAGAUCUGACCCAGCUACUGUGAUGGAUGAAGUCCAGAAGUUUCUGGGAGUGACUCCUCAUUAUAAUUACUCCGAAGCACUUACGUUUGAUCCCCAAAAGGGCUUUUGGUGUCAGCUGCUGGAAGGAGGAAAGACCAAAUGCCUUGGAAAGAGCAAAGGACGGAAGUACCCCCCCAUGGACCCCGAGUCUAGAACCUUCCUGUCCAGCUACUACCGAGACCACAACGUGGAGCUCUCCAAGCUGCUGCACAAACUCGGGCAGCCCCUGCCGGCCUGGCUGCGGCAAGAGCUGCAGAAGGUGAGGUAG
Miniopterus natalensis is the source of this 2631-nucleotide messenger RNA. RefSeq names its product N-deacetylase and N-sulfotransferase 4. NCBI's taxonomy places the organism in Eukaryota, Metazoa, Chordata, Mammalia, Chiroptera, Miniopteridae. Gene Ontology annotation, cellular component: Golgi apparatus. The record is from RefSeq and is a predicted model, not a curated record. Gene Ontology annotation, molecular function: deacetylase activity; hydrolase activity; heparan sulfate N-sulfotransferase activity.